Cornus florida is the source of this 480-nucleotide messenger RNA. RefSeq lists its product as uncharacterized. Bases 1 to 480 code for a protein of 159 amino acids. The record is from RefSeq and is a predicted model, not a curated record. The transcript has a single exon. NCBI's taxonomy places the organism in Eukaryota, Viridiplantae, Streptophyta, Magnoliopsida, Cornales, Cornaceae.
AUGCUGAUAGCCAGAAGGGAGUUCGUAAGUUAUAUUCAAGGACCAGCAGUGGAGCAGAACCGACCAAUGGAGCAUGUGAAGAAGAAUCAGAAGUCGAAUUCUCACAACACGCAACCAAUUCGAGUAAUUAAUGCAAUUCACGGUCGGCCAGAACCUGCUGAGGAAUCAGAUGAACUGCUUCGAACACGCCUUCGUCAGGCACGGAUGAAGAGAAUGAUAGGCAGUGUAAACACUCCGCACCAGCAGAGCGCAUCAACGCAGAUAAAGUUUGACGCAACAGACUUAUUGUGUGUUCAGAUCCCUCAUGAGGACCCACUGGUCGUAAGUUUGACAGUGGCUAAAUGCUUGGUGCGCAGAGUUCUAAUUGACCCUGGAAGUAGUGCGAACAUCUUGCCAAGAGAUACAUUCGAUCGGCUCGAGAUCAAACAGGAUCAGCUGAAAUCCACCGGGAAUCCACUAUUAGGGUUUGAUGGAAAGUGA